AGAAUCCGAGAUCAGCUUUUGAUGAAACCUGUGACGGUGCGCUAUCGUCGAUCUUCUUUGGCAUGUUGUAGCGCCAGCUUGAAGAAGCUGCGGAUUUCCCAUAUCGGUAUUCUAUACGUGCACUGGUGGGACUGGGACACCUCGGUCGAAGAGGUCAUGAACGGUCUGCAUCUGCUUGUGCAGCAAGCGAAAGUAUUGUGUCUCGUAUCUCGGACACUCCUGUUUGGGUUGUAUCCAAAGCGAACCAGCAGGGAUGCGUGGAACGUUAUGAGCCGGAACUUUGAACAGGAUAUCGUACCAAUGACCCGCUUCAGCCCUUUCCAUAGUCAAAGUGCUUGGAACGUCAUAAGUCGGGACUUUGAACGUGACACCAUACCAAUAGCCCGCGCCGAAGGUCUUGCGUUUGCGCCCCGGAACGUCCUUGCCGGCCGAAAACUUAGAACCGGCGAGGAAGAGAGGCACCGCCGGCAGACAGGAGAGAAGGGUCGCACACUUACGAAUCCCAACUAGGAAUGCGACGAGGCUAUGAGCGCAGCACCAGAGAAGGUCGCUAUAGAAGUCGGUGCAAAGCACACCACAGCGGUGGUCAUUGCAUAUCUUAUGCAGCAGACGCCCUAUGUGUUCCCGAUUAUUGGUGGGCGAAAAGUGGAGCAGUUGCAGCCCAGCCUAGAAUCGGAUAGCUCUGCCUGAACUCAUCUUGCCAUCCCCUCAGAUAUUCUUCUAGAAUGCCUUGAGCUUGAGAACGAGCUGCACACUCCAAUGCUCUUCAUCCUGGCGAGCUGUAGGCAGAUAUAGUAUCAGGAUAGAGAUACUGCUACCUUUUGUUCUGACCUCUUUUGAACCUCUUAGUCUUGUCUUCG
This is a messenger RNA of Suillus paluster, 860 nucleotides long. RefSeq lists its product as uncharacterized. The record is from RefSeq and is a predicted model, not a curated record. Lineage: Eukaryota; Fungi; Basidiomycota; Agaricomycetes; Boletales; Suillaceae. The transcript has 4 exons. The coding region runs from base 22 to 510 and encodes 162 amino acids.